UUUUGAUUGGAGCUCGACUCGUGCGGUUCGCGGUCGGUGCGCAUGCGCAAAAAAAGCAAGAAAAGGCAUUUUGAUCGUAACGCGAAAUCAACUACAGUUCCUGGACAACAUGUUGUGGCUGCUGCUGGUAGCGCCAGCGCUGUCGCUGCUGCUGCUCAAUUAUCGCUGUGGAGCUGUGGCAAAUGUCACGGUAAUCGAAGACAUUAGGAACGCCUUCAGAGGCAUCACCAACGACACUGAGCUGCUGGACCACAUUAUACCGGAAAUGUACGGCUCAAGUAUGCGCAGUGCGAAUCCCAGCUUUGUCUUCCGAAUGCCCAGCGGUGGCAGUGAGGGCUACGAGCUGCUCACCAUGCAGCGUUCUGAUUUUGCGGAACCAAUCUUCCCGAAUGUCAGCGAAUCAAUAGCACCCACGGUCAGCGCACCCUCGACCGCUGAGCCGCCGGAGACGAAUGUGAAGACCAGCCUGGUGACCUCUCCCCAAGCCGAAUGGCAGCAACUGGGCCUGGAGGGAUGGGCGGGUGAAUUGAACCCUCCCCUGCCCUGGCUGGAGCAGAGCCACAAGGAUUCCCGUCCAGCGAUCAGCUGGCAGAAUACAUACCCGCGCGAUGAGAUACUCCUCGAUCUGAAGAACAAGCACUUCGAUGGCCGUGUGACCGACAUACGGAUCAUAGCGAGUGGCGCGAGUGGCAGGCCAGCAGAGCUGGAGGAUCUCAUGGACGGACAGAAUGUGUAUAUUGCGCGGGUGAACGAUCCCUUUGGCUACUCCAUGAAGUGGACGUUCAGCAACGACAGCAGCAAGGAGCCAACAGUCGCCGUGGAUCGCGGCAAGCGGGACGUGGCCAAGCUGUACUCCAUGAUCAAGUGCUCCACAGGCUGCGAUCCGUUGAUAUACAAAGGUUAUGGCUGCUAUUGCGGCUUCGGUGGCCAUGGAGUGCCCGCCGAUGGCAUCGAUCGCUGCUGCCGCCUGCACGACAAGUGCUAUGGCCAGAGCAACUGCAUCUCCUACCUGGAGUACUUUGUGCCGUACGUGUGGAAGUGCUAUCGGGGCAAGCCCCUGUGCGCCGUCGAUCAUGGCGAGUGGGGAGGUCCCGACUCCUGUGCGGCACGUCUCUGCCAGUGCGAUCUGCGGCUCUCGCGUUGCCUCAAGAAGUAUUACUGUCCAAAGCGCAGAUCCAUUUGCCACUCCUCCCGAUCGCGACGCUUGCAAAAUUUAAUAUUUUUCGACUAA
Molecule: messenger RNA, 1231 nt
Organism: Drosophila subobscura
Lineage: Eukaryota; Metazoa; Arthropoda; Insecta; Diptera; Drosophilidae
Exons: 2
Coding region: 110-1231 (373 amino acids)
Biological process (GO): phospholipid metabolic process; arachidonate secretion; lipid catabolic process
Molecular function (GO): A2-type glycerophospholipase activity; calcium ion binding
Source: RefSeq, a predicted model, not a curated record